AUGACCAGAAGCAGCAUGUGUCCAUACACAUUGAAACGAGACUGAGAUUAUCACAGUGUUUGAAAAUGGCUGCAUCUGGAAAGCUGACUACACUUCGCUUACCUCCCCUGCCAACUAUUGGAGAGAUAAUCAAACUUUAUAAUCUAAGAGCAGAAAAACAACUCUCUCAGAAUUUUCUUCUAGACUUGAAACUAACAGAUAAAAUUGUAAGAAAAGCUGGAAAUUUAAGAAAUGCUUAUGUGUGUGAAGUUGGUCCUGGACCAGGUGGAAUCACAAGAUCAAUUCUUCAAGCUGGAGUUGAAGAACUUCUGGUGGUGGAAAAAGAUACCAGGUUUCUUCCUGGGCUACAGCUACUGAAUGAGGCUUCUUCAGGGAAACUCCGUAUUGUCCAUGGAGAUAUUCUCACCUACAAAAUGGAAAGAGCCUUUCCUAAGCAUCUGCAGAAGCAGUGGGAAGAUGAUCCACCUAAUGUGCACAUCAUUGGAAAUCUGCCUUUUAAUGUUUCUACUCCACUGAUAAUCAAGUGGCUGGAGCAGGUUGCAAACAAGAAUGGCCCUUUUACGUAUGGCAGAACUCAGAUGACUCUGACUUUUCAGAAGGAAGUAGCAGAGAGGCUAAUAGCCAGCACCGGUAGCAGACAGAGGAGCAGACUCUCUGUCAUGUCCCAGUACCUUUGCAAUGUGCGAAACUGUUUCAUUAUUCCUGGCAGUGCUUUUGUUCCAAAACCAGAGGUGGAUGUUGGUGUUGUGCAUUUUACCCCUUUAAUAAAGCCGCAAAUUGAACAGCCUUUCAAGUUAGUAGAAAAAGUUGUUCAAAGUGUCUUUCAGUUCAGAAGAAAAUACUGCUACCGAGGAGCUGAAAUUCUAUUUCCAGAAGCAGAGCGGUUAAAACUCACAGAACAGUUGCUUAUGUUAGCCGAUGUUGACCCAACACUACGUCCAUCUGAACUCUCAAUAACACAGUUUAGAAAUUUGUGCAAUGUGUACAGAGACCUGUGUGACAAAGAUCCCACUUUAUUUUCUUAUAACUUUAGAGAAGAACUCCGUUUGAAAAAGCUGUAUAACAAACCCAUAGAAGAAAUUGAAGAAAGUGACUUGUAAAUAUAUAUGUUUAUUACCACACUGUUUUUGAACUGUACAGGAGAUCACCAUGAGACUACAGUAUAUUUCAAGUACCCAAAAUAAUUCUAUUCUACUAGGUAACAUGAAAUAAUUUAUUUAAUAAAGUAACUUUUUUUACAACUUUUUUUUGUUUUUCUCCAAACCCAUUUUAAAUGCUUUGCUCUUUCCUGUAACACAAUACAGAAAUUAUGAUGAUUUUUUUUUUAAAAAAAGUCUGGAGAUAGGACAAAGCAAACCAACUGAUAUUUUGUUUAAAGGGAUGCUAAACCCAAUUUUUUCUUUCAUGAUUGAGAGAGCAAGCAAUUUUAAGCUAAUUUCUAAUUUACUCCUAUUAUCAAUUUUUCUUCUCUUGCUUUCUUUAUUAACAAACAAAAAAUGUAAAGCUUAAGAGUCGUCCCAUUUGAGCUCUUGCUUAUUGGUGGCUACAUUUAGCCAACAAUAACGUAAUCCAGAUUCUGGACAAAAAAUGGGCCGGUGUUCUAUCGAGAACUCCAAUACAUCGAAAACUCCAAUCUGAUGUCACUUCCGGUGAUUCCAUACAUCUGAUUGGUCCGUGUCCAGCGAGUGACAGGAUUCACAACCAAUCAGAUGGGCACUGUAAUUGCCUAUCUUUAGUAUCUAUUUUACUUCCGCCUGGGGGGUUCAAGGGUUUCGAAGCCCCCCCUUGUAAACCUCUUUGCCAGGGGAUCACUGAUGCGCCCCCCAGACAGAGGCAAAACAGAUACUAAAAUAGAAGAGUCACCGGACGGGACGUCAGAUUGGAGUUUUCAAGGAAUUGGAGUUCUCAACAGAACACCAGCUCCAGCUUUACAUUCUUGCUUUUUAAAUAAAUAUAGCAAAAGAACGAAGAAAAUUUGAUAAUAGGAGCAAAUUAGAAAGUUGCUUAACAUUGCAUGCUCUAUCUGAAUCAUGAAAGAAAAAAAAAUGGGGUUUGUAUCCCUUUAAGGCUUGUUUAGGCAAUAUAUUUUCUUGUCUGUGUGUGUAUUUUUUAUUAAUAUACAUAAGCAAAAAAUGACCCAAAACACUUUAAAUUCAGGGCAACAACGUAUGAUUUACUGUACAAUUUUGUAAAGAAAAUAAAAAAAUACAGUCAAAACAA
Messenger RNA from Bombina bombina (fire-bellied toad), 2220 nucleotides. RefSeq names its product transcription factor B1, mitochondrial (gene TFB1M). Gene Ontology annotation, cellular component: mitochondrial matrix. The coding region runs from base 66 to 1100 and encodes 344 amino acids. NCBI's taxonomy places the organism in Eukaryota, Metazoa, Chordata, Amphibia, Anura, Bombinatoridae. Gene Ontology annotation, biological process: rRNA methylation; transcription initiation at mitochondrial promoter. The transcript has 8 exons. Gene Ontology annotation, molecular function: mitochondrial transcription factor activity; rRNA (adenine-N6,N6-)-dimethyltransferase activity. The record is from RefSeq and is a predicted model, not a curated record.